Molecule: messenger RNA, 881 nt
Organism: Anolis sagrei ordinatus
Lineage: Eukaryota; Metazoa; Chordata; Lepidosauria; Squamata; Anolidae
Product: oxidized purine nucleoside triphosphate hydrolase
Biological process (GO): DNA protection
Molecular function (GO): 8-oxo-7,8-dihydroguanosine triphosphate pyrophosphatase activity
Source: RefSeq, a predicted model, not a curated record
GGCCCCUCCCUUGGCAGCAUGGCGACGAGCAGGCUGUUCACGUUAGUGCUGGUCCUGCAGCCACAGAGGGUCCUGCUGGGGAUGAAGAAGCGCGGCUUCGGGGCCUGGCGCUGGAAUGGCUUCGGAGGGAAGGUCCAGCCCGGGGAGACCAUUGAGCAGGCGGCCAGGAGGGAGCUCCAAGAGGAGUGCGGACUGACUGUGGAUUCUUUAGAAAAGACCGGCAAGAUCACCUUUGAGUUCGUAGGCAACAUGGAACUGAUGGAAGUCCACAUCUUCCGGGCUGACAGCUUCCAGGGAGAUCCCACAGAAAGUGAAGAAAUGUGCCCGCAGUGGUUUGAACUAGACCACGUUCCCUUCGAGAGCAUGUGGCCGGAUGACAUCUACUGGUUUCCCCUUCUGCUCCGGAAGAAGCGGUUCCAUGGCUAUUUUAAGUUACAGGGGCAGGACACGAUCUUAGACUAUACCCUGAAGGAGGUGGAGAACGUAUAAAGAGGAGACUGAGAAGAACAGAGGCUGGAUUUAAAUCGUAGCCCAUAUUGGGCAAAGAGGCAAACAAUGAAAGUUUCAUACCAACAGCCCUCCUUAUCAACUCCUUGCCAAAGGAAACGACUCUUUACACAAGUGGACACUGGGAAGACAUUUGCAGGGAAAGAAAGGACCAUUCUUGUAAAUGCAUGUUCAUUGGCCUUGUUCUGGUGCUGUGGGGUAUUCCUUUCUGCUUGGCUUUUGGAAUUUUCCUAGCCUGUCUUAGUACAUGGCAUGAUUUAGCUUUCUUCCAAAUGCCAGAUUUUAUUUUAUUUGUCGUGUCAGAUCAACCAGUCAAUUAUGUUACAUUUCUAACAGAACAAAGCAAACAAACAGAUAAAAUACAACAUUUGUGA